Messenger RNA from Tigriopus californicus, 2710 nucleotides. RefSeq names its product isochorismatase domain-containing protein 2-like. The record is from RefSeq and is a predicted model, not a curated record. The coding region runs from base 253 to 927 and encodes 224 amino acids. NCBI's taxonomy places the organism in Eukaryota, Metazoa, Arthropoda, Copepoda, Harpacticoida, Harpacticidae. Gene Ontology annotation, cellular component: cytoplasm. The transcript has 6 exons.
UUAAUCGCUUGGGAAUUAUCGCCCAUGAUUGAAAUAGUCAUUUACGAAUAUGCAGCCAUUUCUUGCUUUAGAAUUCAUUGAGCUCAAUCGCUUAUCCGGACUCGAGUCAAGUUUAACGUUUGUAAAAGAGGGCAAAGGGCUUAGCUCAGGUUAUCUAUCAGCUGUUCACAUGAGUGCCGUUGUUCAGUAGAUUGUUUGGCUGGCCGCCGAAGAGCUUUGCGAGUGGUGAGGUUUUUGAUACAAGUGUUCCACAUGGAGGACAAUGCGAGGAAAUUGGGCCAAUUGAUCCCAGAGAAUUCUGUUCUGUUCGUGUGCGACUUGCAGGAACGAUUUGCUCCUUCUAUCUUGCAUUUUGACACUAUCGUGAGCAAUGCAGAUCGGAUGAUCCAGAUGUCCCAGGUGCUCCACGUGCCCAUAAUAACCACGGAGCAAUACCCAAAGGUUCAUUCAUUUUCAAAAUGUCAAACGAAGCAGGAGGGAUUGGGGAACACAGUGGCUGCCUUGAAAUGUCAUCUACACGAAAAACACAUCUUCAGCAAAACUCGCUUCACGAUGAUGAUUCCUGAAGUUGAAAACCGAUUGGAAGAACUGCGAACUGUGCGGAAUGUUGACACGGUCAUCCUCGUGGGGAUCGAAACCCACGUUUGCAUCAUUGCCACGUGCCAAGAUCUCAUUCAGAAGGGUUACAAUGUUCACGUUGUAGCGGAUGCUUGUUCCAGUCGGACUCAAACGGAUCGCCAAUUGGCCUUGGAACGGAUGAAACAAAUUGGGGCUUUCAUCAACUCAACGGAGAGCGUGAUAUUGUCUUUGGCCGGGGAUGCGGCUCAUCCCCAAUUCAAGCAGAUCCAAACCUUGAUCAAGACGUUGAACCCAUCCACCGACCUGGUCCGUGAAUCAUCGAAAGAUGGACUCAAGUGCUUGCUUUAAGUAUUAAUUAAUAUUCAGCUUUGAACGUGAAUGUAAUACAAAUAUAAAGAUAUUGGUCGUUUAAUCGUUUUGACACCUCUGGCCUCGGUGAUGGAAUAUGGCAUGGUAUAUAUUUCCUCUUUUGCCAUUUAUCUAUUGCCCAUAUGAUGCCACACACCUCUUUACUUUUUGUGUGCAGACCUGUAAUUUCAUUACUAUCGCACUGUGGUCAAAAGGCCUCAUCCACUUUCGAGAGAAAGACAAUUGAAACCUGUUUCUUGCUCGCAGAGCUAUAAGCAACAACAUUAUUUUUUUCUUGUUUCAUGUAGUUAUAGCUCAGGUUAAAAAUUUGUAUGCCUUUAAAAAUAUGAAUAAACAUGACAUUCACACACCUAGAUAGUGGAGAUUAGAGCACACUUUGGUUGACAAACACGCUACUGAGUAAAGUGUCUUAAUCAUUUAGUGGUCCUGCCAUCCGUUUUAGUUUAAAGCGUUUAUAGUUAUGUUUUAUGGCCUUCGGCAAAUUCAUAACAUGUUUUUGUUGCCUAACAAAUGGUUCGGUUGUUUCUGUCAAGAUGUAAUAAGACAUUUUAACCAUACCGAUCCACCAGUAUGGUCCAGCAUUUACAAUCCAUAAUUAUUUUUCUUAAUUCAAACUCGGCUUCAGAGAGGGAGGCAUUUUCACCUAGUUUUCAUGUAACAGCUGAUCAGGCCCUUUCCAAGCACUGCUCCUUACUCAUGCACAUGACUGGAUAGAAGUAAGAAGAGCGAGUGUACCGACCAGGACAUGUGGACAAGCAUUUAGAAGACGGGUUUCAGCACGAAAAUAGAGAUUGAGAAAUAUGGCUCCAUCCGUGAUUACUUUGAACCAUGGUCAAGCCAAGGACUCCUCGUGAGAGAUUUACCUCUAUGGAGCCACUUUGACGUCUUGGAAAGUGGAGGGCGUCGAGAACAUCUUUGUCAGUUCCAAGGCUAUCAAGGAUGGGAGCAAGGCCAUUCGGGGAGGGAUCCCGGUUUGCUUUCCCUCAUUUGGUCCGUGGGAGCAUGGCCCUCAACACGGAUUUGCCCGAUCCACUGUGUGGGCCAUGGAUAAGGAACCCGAAACGGAUCCGAAUACCGGUGACGUCAAGGUGAUGUUGUCCUUGAAAGAUGACGAGAAAAUCCGCGAAACAUGGAACUACCCAUUUCAAUUUCUAUACACAUUCACGCUGAAGGCCAGAGACCUGAUCUUGGACGUGAACGUGGCCAACCAAGGCGAAAGAGACCUUGAGUUUACGUUUGCCCUUCAUACGUAUUACAAGGUACCAGAUGUGACCCAAUGCACCAUCAGUGGUCUUCAAGGUUUGACCUAUCUGGAUAAGACGGAUGGAGGCAAGGCCAAAAAGGAAGAGGCUGACGAAGUGAAACUCUCGAGCUUCGCCGACAGAGUUUAUCAGAAAUCCCCCGAUUCCGUGGUAUUGAGGGGCCUUCAAGGGGGCCGUGCCUUGACACUUACCAAGACCAACUUGACAGAUACGGUGGUCUGGAAUCCUUGGGCCGAGAAUGCCAAAAACAUGGCCGAUUUUGGAGACGACGAAUACACUAGCAUGAUCUGCGUGGAAGCCGUUCAAUUUACGGAGCCCGUUUCCGUGAAACCAAACUCUCACUGGCAGGCUACUCAUUCCCUCGCUGUUAUGGAUUAAGACGACGAAUUCAAAGUGCAUAAUAAUCAAUAAGCCCAUGUAUUAUUAUUCGCUCAUUAAUCACGCGUUUCGAUAGAAAUGUGGAAAAUUGUCCAUGGACGCUCAAUAAAAUCUCGUUUGCA